This is a messenger RNA of Aaosphaeria arxii CBS 175.79, 1377 nucleotides long. RefSeq lists its product as uncharacterized. The coding region runs from base 301 to 999 and encodes 232 amino acids. Gene Ontology annotation, cellular component: cytoplasm. The transcript has 2 exons. The record is from RefSeq and is a predicted model, not a curated record. NCBI's taxonomy places the organism in Eukaryota, Fungi, Ascomycota, Dothideomycetes, Pleosporales. Gene Ontology annotation, biological process: import into nucleus.
UACAGCGCAUUUCUGAUCUUUCAUUUCCCCGAAUAUAGGUUUAAGGAGAUCAUAGUCGCAGUUGCGUGCAGCCACUGUUCUCUGUUAUGGUACAUUGGACCUCGGCGAUUAGAAGCUUGUAAACGCCGGAUGGCGCCAUGACGAUUUUAUAUCGAGCGGACGAAAAUCAUGGCAUCAUGCUUUGUUUCAUACAAACACUUAAACCCUCGACGAACCACUCUAUAACCACCAUAACCUAAGCAAUCCUCAAUCCACAACAACACAUUCGACACACAGUAGAUUCAACCUACCUCUGCCACCAUGUCCACAGCAGCAGCCCUCGCCGGCAGCACCGGCCUCGUCGGCUCACACAUCCUAACGCAACUCCUCUCUCACCCGUCCAUCCUCGCCGUAAACGCCUACACGCGCCGCGAACUCCCGCAAGAAACCGCCUCCCCGAAACUCUACCCCCUCAGCUCGACCGACACCUCCGUCUGGCCGUCCCUCUUCCCCCGCAGCCCAGCCCCCUCGCUCUUCAUCUCCGCGCUCGGGACCACGCGCGCAGCCGCCGGCGGCGUCGACGCACAGCGCAAGAUCGACCUCGAUCUAAACUACGACCUCGCGGUCGCGGCCAAGGACGCCGGCGUGCAGACGUACGUCCUCGUGUCCUCCGGCGGCGCGAACGCAAACAGCAUGGCCGCGUACCCGAAGAUGAAAGGCGAGUUGGAGGAGAAGGUGAAGGCGCUGGGGUUCAAGCAUACUGUCAUCUUGCGGCCUGGACUCAUUCUGGGUACGAGGGGGGAGAGUAGGCCGGCGGAGGCGGUGGUCAGGCAUAUUGCGUGGGGGUUGAAGAGGGUGACGCCUGCGCUGACGAACUUUUGGGCGCAGGAUGCGGAGACGAUUGCGAGGGCGGCGGUGGAGGCCGGGGUGAGGUGUGAGGAGGGGAAGAGGGAGGGGAAGGAGGGGGUUUGGGAGUUGGGGCAGAAGGAUAUUCUUGAGCUUGGGGAGGUGAGGAAGUGAUGGGUUUUUGGGAGAUUGCCAUGGCGUACACAGUGUGGACUUGUAAGCACAAGUGCGACGAGGUGUGACGGAUGUCCCGAAAGGACGGGAUUGCGGGGGAACGGUCCCGAGAUGAUGGGAUGCAAAUCUUUGGUUCUGGAAUGUCUCACGAAGAAUGCUUAUUCUGGUAUCGGUAUCCCAAUCUCGAUGGCUCAAUGUGGAAAAACUGGACGUCGUGGCAUCAGACUCGACCGAAUUUGGAGAUCACUCGUUCCUAUCGUAAUGGGGAGGCAGUGCGAAUGACUGGGAGAACCGGUGAAUCGCUUUGAUGUUUUCUGUUCUAUUGGUAUCUUUUCGUUACCUGCUAGUACUUCGAAUGAGAUACCCUCUUUUCAUCGU